Durusdinium trenchii is the source of this 2882-nucleotide messenger RNA. Lineage: Eukaryota; Dinophyceae; Suessiales; Symbiodiniaceae. The record is from the annotation of a GenBank genome assembly.
AAGCCGUUGUGUUCGGCUCAGGUCGGGCAUGUGGGGGAUCCGAGCGGGACUGAGAGCAAUGGACCUCUGGGGGAUCUCUUUAGAGCCCUUGGUGCUGCCAGUCAUCCUUGGGCAAUUUUCCCUGGCGCUCUUUUGGGGUCACCCUUUCAAGGAGGUGUGGGCCCAAGCUGGAGCAGUGGUGGGCCAGGGAGCUCCAGAAGAAGCUAAGAAGAAGAACUUUGUGCACUAUGAGAACUUCCGGGCCAUGCUGCCUCUCUGGAUUUGCUUGAAUGAUGUGGUGUCCAGCUUGGCGGCAGUAGUCCAGAUGGGGUUGCGGCUCCAGCGUUCCGAUCCUUUGUCCAACGCCGAGGUGGCUUUUCUGUGGCUCGCGAUGAUGAUGGGCUGCUUAUUACGUUUCAUCCACCAAUGUGGAAGCUUUGAGACCAUUCGCCGGGACACGGCCCUUAUGGUCUCGGUGCUGCUGAGUGCUACGGUGCUGGCCCCCUCCGAGCUGCAGCGCGUCGCGGGGCUGGGACGGAUUGCGGCGAUUGAGCUGGUGCCGGAGCCCAGGCUGGGUCUGAAGAUGCAGAUAGCUUCACUCCCAAUUCAUGCGCUGGUCUUCGUGUUGUGGACGCCGUCCAUCUUCGAGCUGGUCCUUUUUGCGGUGAGCGAGGUGAUUUGUUUGGCUUCGGUGCUGCUGGUGUAUAUCAACCGUGACUCCACGCUCUCCAAGCAGGUGGUGUCCACCAUCUUUGCGGAGCGGUGUGCACAGGAAGCCACCAGCAUGGCAGAUGCGCUGAAGCGUUUGUUGAGCAUCACCUGCGAUGCCACGGCCUCCAUUUCAAAGGAUUUGCAGAUUGGCAUGCUCUCCGAGAGCUUCCUAGGCCUGCUCAGAGCCACUCGACAGGCCAUUGGCCAGCCCUUCACGGACUUCGUGAGCUCGCACGACCAGGCGCGCUUCCAUUCCAUGGUGGAGCUGGCCGGCUCGUCCCCGGACUCGUCUCCCAUCACUGGGCCGCUCCGCUUGGCCGACGCGAACGGCGUCACCUUUAAGGCCAAGGUCUUCCUGGUGAAGCUUGCCGAGGCGGGACACUUCGUGGGCCUCACCCGCGACGAGCACGAGGAGCACCUGAGUGAGCACGGACUGGAUGGAGGCGCGAGCGACAUGCGGUUCUUGGUGGGACGGCAGUCGCGGAUCUUCUCCGAGGAGAACCCUACGGAGACCGUACCGUCCCAGUGCAUCCAAGAGUUGAAGGAACUGGAGAAGAUCACCCUGCUGGUGGAUGCUCUGUCCGAGGAGGAGGGCUUCAUCCUCCGCUCGGUCACCUUCGACUUUUCGGAGCCGUCGGAGCAGGUGAAGGUGCAGCAGUUGCCCAACCUACUGGAAUGGCUCGAGCACCGCUGCCGUUCGUCAGUGCGAGAUUGGGUGCAAGCAGAGGUGCAGCCCCGCGCAAAACCGAGGAAAACACAGGGGGUGGAUUUCCGACGUGGAGGGAGGAUCCUUUUUCUUAAACCUGCGCAAAACGUGGAGGGCGGGGCCUUGAUUGCUCACCUACAACAGCAAGAGCAAGACAUGCCUUGCUUGGACUUAUUCUUGAUGCCGUGUAGCACCAAGGAAAAGAACUUGAAGCUGGCAGAUUGCAUCAGCUGAGUCUAACUGAGCAGAGUGCUAGCUGCUAGCUGCUAGAGUCUCUCUAUAUCUAGAAUGUAGAAUCUAGAGCCUAUAUGUACGGUACUUAUUAUGUACACUGUACACACACACUGAAAAUACUCAGUAAUGUUAAUGCUUGGAAGAUUCAGAAGAUGGAGUGUAUUCAAGUGAUUCAGCACGUGUGUCUAUGUCUAUGUCGAGUCUAUUUCUGUUUGUGCGCACGUGUCCGAGAUUUGUUUCUGUGUUCUUGGUUCCUUCUGCUUCAUCUUCUGUGGAGCCUUGUCUUGAGUGUUUCCAUUCGUAUUGGACACUAGCUAGCAGCUAUCGGAAGUUAUCUAUUUUUUUCCUAUCCUUGUCGCAUCCUUCAAAUGCAUCCCAUCUAUUUUUUGAUUUUGGCUUCUUGUUUAGAGCGAUUCAUUUUCAAAUAUAGUUAUUUUAACAUUUUUCAAUCAUAGCAGGAACAAUUAGUCAUAAAACCAGUGCAAAUGCCCACUAAACCUCCGGCUUCAUCAUUCGUGAGAGGGCAUGUCUGCAACUUCACGUUUUCCAUCGGCCGAAAGGUCUCCGCCGAGCGCUCGCUUCGCUGCGGGGGUCGGUCGAAUCGAUGGCGGCUCGCUCAGGUGAAUGCCUCCAUCCACGGCGGUUCCUCGGGCCAAGUCGUUCUUCCGUCCGUCGCCUUCCAAGCGCCUGGCACGGGCAAUUCCUUGUCUGGAGACUUGCGAAUCACUUGCGUAGAUGCCAUCAGCCAAGAAGAGGCGGCUGAAGUGGACAUCGAGGACGUGGUCGAAGUCUUCGCGCAGAUGGAGGUGGUCAAUGUGAGGUUGUGGAGCUGAGAGCUGGAGCUCCUCAGCGUUCAGAGGUCUCUUCCAGAGAGUUUCCAGGGUGGCCCCCUCCGAAGUUAUAUAGAUGAACUUCGGUGACCCCAAGGGCUUGUUGGUUCCUGUUGGGUGUCACCUUCUGGAAUCGGGUUCUUGGGAAUUGAUUCCAUGCCCUGGUGGGUUUGGGGCCAUUUGGACAGGACACAGGCCAUGAUUGUUUGGUGUGAGACAUCCAGGUUGCCAGAGCAUUCAGGAUGUGCCAGCUGGAGCAUGUUUAUAUACACAGGUGGGGAUGCAAAUUUUACCUCACCGAGCUUUCUGGUUUCGUCUUAAGGUUUCAGUAUUCUAAAGUCAGCACAUUGGCGACGCCCAAAGGACGUCUUUCAAACAAUGGCAACUCGGGGCCGUACAGCUGAGCAAUGCAGUCAGAGCGC